Diaporthe batatas is the source of this 1232-nucleotide messenger RNA. RefSeq names its product proteasome core particle subunit alpha 6. The record is from RefSeq and is a predicted model, not a curated record. The transcript has 3 exons. Gene Ontology annotation, biological process: ubiquitin-dependent protein catabolic process. Gene Ontology annotation, cellular component: nucleus; proteasome core complex; proteasome core complex, alpha-subunit complex. NCBI's taxonomy places the organism in Eukaryota, Fungi, Ascomycota, Sordariomycetes, Diaporthales, Diaporthaceae. Bases 163 to 984 code for a protein of 273 amino acids.
CCUCUCUCAGCCUUGGAGCUUGACCUCACCUUUCGCCAUCGCCGUCGCGACACCACACUCACCGACCCGAACCUUGCCCAAUUAUCGACUACACGCGAUCGAGCCCCCUCCCCCGUUCAGCCCACGAAUAUCAUCUUGCCGCAUCACAGUUGAGUCGUCACGAUGUUCAGAAACAACUAUGACAACGACUCGGUCACAUUCUCGCCACAAGGCCGGAUCUUCCAAGUCGAAUACGCCGCGGAGGCAGUCAAGCAAGGUUCCGUCGUCGUUGGAAUAGCAAGCAAGACACAUGCAGUGCUGUGCGCAAUCAAGCGAAAUGCCGAAGAACUCUCCUCAUACCAAAAGAAACUCUUCCCCAUCGACUCCCACGUCGGCAUCGCCAUCGCCGGCCUGACCUCCGACGCGCGCGUGCUCUCCAACUUCAUGAAGCAGCAGUGCCUGGGCCACAGGCUGACGUACGGCCGCGACAUGCCCCUGCGGUCGCUGGUGGAGAUGAUCGGCGAGAAGGCCCAGAUCAACACGCAACACUACGGCAAGCGGCCCUACGGCGUGGGCCUGCUGGUGGCCGGCGUCGACGACAAGGGCCCCCACCUGUUCGAGUUCCAGCCUAGCGGCCUGACGGAGGAGAUGGUGGCCUUCGCGAUCGGCGCCAGGUCUCAGAUGGCGCGGACGUACCUGGAGCGGCACAUCGACGACUUCGAGAAGUGCGACAGCGAGCAGCUGAUCCAGCACGGCCUCAAGGCCCUGAAGGAGAGUCUGGUGCAGGACCGGGAGCUGACGGUCGAGAACACGAGUGUCGGCGUGGUUGGGGUCAAGAGGACCGAGGACGGCAUCAAGAAGGUCGAGCCAUUCAAGGUCUACGACGGUCAGGACGUGAAGGCGUGGAUCGACCUCGUCGCUGACGACAAGGAGGGCGGCGGCGACGGAGAGGGCGAGGGCGAGGCCAGUGCACCGGCUGGCGAGAGCAUGGAGGUCGACAGCUAGACGUGUCCCCGACGCCCGGGCUCUCCCGGUGAGACCAAUGGCACUCGCAUGAGUGCAGAUGACUGAGACGUUAACAUGAUCAUACGCCGCGGUUGGGACGGAAUCGCUGCGGUCAUCAGUCUAAAGAUGUACGAGAGGCAAUGAGUUUUGCCGAACCAAGGCGCAACAUCGUCCGGUUGCAUAACACCUUGGACGUAGUUCUAAAUCUGAUCUAUAGACCCUUCAGAAGAACCUACCCGCAUAAGAGA